GUCAACUACAAGCCCAUUGUUCCGUAAGUGCGUUGAACUUGCUAUCUAUUGGCUUAUUAAAAUGAGCGCUCUGCAGUAGAGAGUGGUUGUUCCCGGGCCACUGCUAACACCUUGUUCUUCCAAUCCUAAAGUGGCCGUAUGUACAAAGUCGCUUUCCGACUACUCGCUCUUGGUAACAGCUGUCCCUGAGAAAAGGUCCUCUGAUGUUUGUCAUACAGAUGUUCUAGUCUUACCUCGACGGGUUGUGCCCCGAUUCUCUGAGCUCACAUCGGAUGAAGUCAAGGACAUGUUCCUCACAGCUCAAAAGGUCGGGGCUGUUGUGGAGAAGGAGUAUAAGGGUGAAUCUUUGACGAUUACACUACAGGAUGGACCGAUGGCUGGCCAAACGGUACCGCACGUCCAUGUCCACAUUAUCCCACGAGUGAAGGGUGAUUGGGCCAAUAACGAUGAAAUCUACCCGGAAAUUGAUAAGAAGGAGAGAGAAAUGAACGCAGAACUCAGUAAAGGAGCAAAGGACAAGAAGGGAGUGGAUAAUGACGAAAGGAAGCCAAGGUCGCUGGAAGAGAUGACGGUGGAAGCCACGGGACUUCGGCCUCACUUCGAGCAGUUUGAGGAUGUGUGGAGUGCUUGAAUGAUUUGGCGUACGAUUCGGCGCUGGUCAAUCCUCGGGUUGCCGAUUAGUUUUCCAAUAUGGUGUAGACUCUCUAGAGUAGUCAGUCGUGAGCAGCUCCUCUGUCUAGGCGUACGCUUCCCUGGAUGAUUUCCAGCCUGCCUUCCCGCUCUGUGUAGACAAACAGAAUAAUAGCAACCGUCUCUUCGAAGCCGUAGUGGGAAACCAGAAUGUUUUCCCGAGAGCCACAUCAAGCACGCAGUCGAU
Fimicolochytrium jonesii is the source of this 877-nucleotide messenger RNA. RefSeq names its product HIT-like domain-containing protein. NCBI's taxonomy places the organism in Eukaryota, Fungi, Chytridiomycota, Chytridiomycetes, Spizellomycetales, Powellomycetaceae. The coding region runs from base 287 to 631 and encodes 114 amino acids. The record is from RefSeq and is a predicted model, not a curated record. The transcript has 2 exons. Gene Ontology annotation, molecular function: catalytic activity.